AUGUCUGUCCCCUGGCCAUUUACCCCCAGCCGGACCAAGGGAACGGUGGCCUGGCUGGCGGAGGCCCUCCUCUGGGUCGGCGGGAGCGUGGCUGUGUCCCCGCAGUGGCAGCUUGGCCCACUAGCCGGCGGAUGGGGCCUGGUCCAGGCACACCGCGUCUUUUCCUCCCGGUGUCUCCCCUGGAGCCCAGCCUCCCUGUGCGCGGCUCCCCGCUGUGCCCGGCUGCCCGCUGUGCCCCCCGCCCAGUGCCUGCAGUUCAAGGUCAGAGCUCGCGGGUUUUCUGAGCGCCUCCGUUUCUGCGCCUUGGGCUCUGGACCAGCGCCCCUCCGGGCAGCCAGCCAGCGGGUGGGAGACGGCACUCCCCAGGGGGUGGAGGAGGGGGCCGAGGAGGACGCGGAGUCGGGGGAGGAGGCCGGAACCAGCAGGCAGAACAGCCGGCUCCUCGUGGGCAGCUUCUCCAGGCGCAAGAAGAAGAGCAGCAAGCUGAAGAAGGCAGCCAGCGUGGAGGAAGGGGACGAGGACCUGGACUCCCAAGGCAGCCAGAGCCGAGGGGCCGCCCGGCAGAAGAAGACCAUGAAGCUGUCCCGGGCCCUCUCAGACCUGGUCAAAUACACCAAGUCCGUGGGCAUCCACGACGUGGAGAUGGAGGUGGCGUCCAGCUGGCAGGUGUCUUCCUUCAGCGAGACCAAGGCCCAGCAGAUCCUGCAGCAGAAGCCAGCUCAGUACCUGCGCUUCAACCAGCACCAGCUCUCUCGCAUCUACCCCUCCUCCUACCGAGUGGAUUCCAGCAACUACAACCCGCAGCCCUUCUGGAACACUGGCUGCCAGAUGGUCGCCCUGAACUACCAGUCGGAGGGGCGGAUGCUCCAGCUGAACCGGGCCAAGUUCAGCGCCAACGGCAGCUGCGGCUACGUGCUCAAGCCGCAGUGCAUGUGCCAGGGCGUCUUCAACCCCAACUCCGAGGACCCUUUGCCCGGUCAGCUCAAGAAGCAGCUGGUGCUCCGGAUCAUCAGCGGACAGCAGCUCCCCAAGCCGCGGGACUCCAUGCUGGGGGACCGAGGGGAGAUCAUCGACCCCUUCGUGGAGGUGGAGGUCAUUGGGCUCCCCGUGGACUGCAGCAAGGGGCAGACGCGCGUGGUGGACGACAACGGAUUCAAUCCCAUGUGGGAGGAGACCCUGGUGUUCACGGUGCACAUGCCUGAGAUAGCGCUGGUGCGCUUCCUCGUCUGGGACCAUGACCCCAUUGGGCGUGACUUCAUAGGCCAAAGGACGCUGGCCUUCAGCAGCAUGAUGCCAGGCUAUCGGCAUGUGUACCUGGAGGGGAUGGAAGAGGCCUCCAUCUUUGUCCACGUGGCCGUCAGUGACAUCAGUGGUAAGGUCAAGCAGGCUCUGGGCCUAAAAGGCCUGUUCCUCCGAGGCCCAAAGCCCGGCUCCCUGGACAGUCAUGCUGCUGGGCGGCCCCCGCCCCGGCCCUCUGUUAGCCAGCGGCUCCUGCGGCGCACGGCCAGCGCCCCAACCAAGAGUCAGAAGCCAGGCCGCAAGGCCUUCCCGGAGCUGGUCCUGGGCCCGCAGGACAUGGGCUCUGGGGGGGAGGCCAGCGACGCGGCACCCUCCGGCCCCGGCCCCGCUCCCGAGGCCCCGGCCCUGGAGGAGCCGGGCAGCCGCAGCCCUGGAGGUAAGGCACCGGUGGAGAGGAGCCCGGUGCAGGCGCGGCCCCCGCAGGCCCCCGAGGGCCCUGGGCCUGCCGGGCUGGCCACCACCUGCAUGAAGUGCGUGGUGGGCUCCUGCACCGCUGAGGACGCCGAGGGCCUGCGGAGGGGGCAGCCGCCCAGCCCGGGGCCCGAGGGCGGGCACGCAGCCAUCAGCCAGCAGCCCCGCGCCUGGGCGGCUCUCGGGGGCGCCCCACACUGCCCCCCGAGAAGCAGAGGGGCCCCCAAGGGCCCUGGGUCCCGGCAGCCGGGGCCGGGCGGCCGCGGCUUCGUGUCCUCGGACUCCAGCAGCCCGGGCAGCCCUGAGGGGGCCCCCCGCUGGCCCGAGGGCGCCCGCAGGCAGGCGGGGGCCCUGCAGAGGGAGAUGAACGCCCUGUUCGUGCAAAAGCUGGAGGCGAUUAGGAGUAAGGCCCCCGUGCUCUCCGCCGACGCCCACCCCUUCUCCUCCCCGUGCAGCCUGGAAACCACUGCCGAGGAGCCAGCCCGGGGUCCUGGCCCCCCACCGCCGGAGGCCGUCUCCCCUAGCCACGCCCCUGGAGGGCCCCAGUGCUCUGCAGGGCCCGGCAACAGCUCGGCGAGCCCCCCAAGGGCAGCUCUGGGAGCUUCUGGGCCCCUCCAGCUCGGAACCGGGAGCCAAGGGAACACUGAGCCAGCCCCCGAAAGCAGGCAGUGGGCGUGCCACGGCGGGGGCCCUGCUGGGGCCUGCAAGGGGGCCCCCGGUAGCCAGAUGGAUGGCAGGGGCCGCCCCCGGGCUCUGGGCCAUGCGCCCAGAAGGGCCAAGAGCGAGGGGCAGGUCCCCUCGGAGUCCCUGGGUGGACGGUGGCCCCUGGCCGGGCCCCGCCCCGUCGUGUCCUUGGAUGCCACUGGCGGUGACCAGCUAUGGCAGCCGCUGGAGCCAGGCAGCCACUGUGGCAGCGUGUCCUCGUCCUCCAGCCUGUCGUCUGGUGACACGGUCAUCGACCUCUCCCUGCAGGGCCUGGGCUUGGGACUUGAGAGCCUCCCAGGGGCCCCGGCGGGACGCCUGCCCCUGUGGCCCUGUUCGGCCUCGGCCGCCCGCCUGGACCUGCCCGCUGUGACCAAGAGCAAAUCCAACCCCAACCUGCAGGCUGCUGGCCAGCUGCCUGUGGGGCCUGACGAGCUGCAGCCACGCCCCCUGGCCCCAUGGCCACCCUGGGCCCGCCACCCCCUGGUGGGCCUCCUGGACUGCACUGUGGCUGCCAAGUCCAAGAGCCUCGGGGACCUGACAGCGGACGACUUUGCCCCCCGCGUGGAGAGCCUGGGCCGCGGCCUGGGCCUGGCCGGCGAGAGGCCGGCAGGGCGGGGGGCGCGGCCGGACGCCCUGACAGAGCAGCUGCGCAGGCUCAUGGGGUUCCAGCAGGCUGGGGGCAUCAUGUCGUCCACCAGCGGGGGCCCGGCUGGGGAGGGGGCAGCGGGGGGCCUGGGCUUCCUGCGGCGCUCCUCCUCCCGCAGCCAGAGCCGUGUGCGUGCCAUCGCCAGCCGGGCCCGCCGGGCCCAGGAGCGGCAGCAGCGGCUGCAGGGCCCGAGGGGCCCCCCAGAGGAGGAGCGGGGCACCCCUGAGGGUGCCUGCUGCGUGGGCCAAGAGGGCUGUGGGGAUGUGCUGGCCCCCACCAAGGGCGCCACCAACCAGCUGUCAGGUGCUGCCGCCACUGGCCUCCUGCUGAGACUCUGAGCAGCCCUCCCUGCAGCCCAGGGCUCUGCGGGGGCCAGCGUUUGCUCAGGAUGCGGAGCUGCCACCCCCGAGGCUGCCCGCCUGUCCGGUGUGGCUGUGCCCCUCGGCCCUGCCCCUCCUCCUGGGAGGAAGGAGCCUGCCCUGGUGCAGGGCAAAGUUUUCACAACCUUUUAAGAUCCAUGUACACAUAGAGAGAUAUUUAAAUUUUUAGAGACAAAGCUUCUACGAUAAGAAAAUGGUGCCGUGUCCUUUUCCACUUUCCCCUGGUUUCAGCUGCAGGGCGUGUGCGGGCGCGCGUCUGCCUGGCCCUGCCACGCGAGGCGCCCAGAGUGACCUGGAGCGUGGCCAUCCCCGCCCCGACUGCUGGCUCGUUCUGCACACACUCUGCUCUGUGCGGGACGUUGUAGACUCUUGUAAACUCCUGGACACAGCUCCAAUAAACACGCUUGCGCUUGCUCCGAGUGGGCCGCGUACCCGGUGUCGCUGGGCCGGAACCUAGAAGAUGCCCCCCACCCUCUGCCCACAGACGGCUUGGCUGGACUGCGCCCAGGGUCAGGGCCACAAGCCCCGAACACACCCCUGUUCUUUCCCUCCCUCUC
Molecule: messenger RNA, 3998 nt
Organism: Balaenoptera musculus (blue whale)
Lineage: Eukaryota; Metazoa; Chordata; Mammalia; Artiodactyla; Balaenopteridae
Gene: PLCH2
Product: phospholipase C eta 2
Exons: 15
Coding region: 1-3399 (1132 amino acids)
Biological process (GO): phosphatidylinositol-mediated signaling; lipid metabolic process
Molecular function (GO): phosphatidylinositol-4,5-bisphosphate phospholipase C activity
Source: RefSeq, a predicted model, not a curated record